AUGCUUGACUAUGCGCACCAGUCUCAGCAAGCAGACAAGUGUGAGCUGUAUGUGAGCAACACAAGCUGCCCGUUGAAUGGUGGACCGGGGCAAGGGUUCGGGCGGAGCCGGACUUCCCUGGCCGGCAGGCGAGCCUCCGCGCCACCCCACGCCCGCCCGCCCCGCUGCCCCGCUGGCCGGACCCGCUCCCGGCCGCUGCGCGCGGGUUGUGCCGCCAAAGCCGCCCCCGCCCCGCCCCGCCCCGCCCCGCCCGCCCCGGAUAACUUUGCGGCGGAGCAGCGGCGCCCCUCGGGAGAGGCCGGACGGCGCGCCCGCCCGCCCGCCCGCAGCAGCGCCCCGCUCCCACCACCCCCGGACCCCCGCGCCAAGCAGCCGGGGAAGGGGACCCAUGCCGGCAUGGCCAGGAGACCCAGGCACAGGUGUGCUCGCUCGCACAGGCGCACUCCGGCCCCCGCCGCACCAGGGGGCUCGCCUCCUCCGAGCCAAGCCGCCCGCCCGCCCCACCAGUGGGAUGCUUCGCCUCAGAGGCCCACAGGGGACUUUUUCUCCAGCAUCUACAGUAGUGAUGAGGAGGAUGAAGAUAUCGAGGUUUACGAUCAUGACUAUGAUGGUCUGUUGGCCAAGGGUGGAAAACGUCAUUUGGGGAAAACCAGAUGGACUCGGGAAGAGGAUGAGAAGCUAAAGCAACUUGUGGAGCAGAAUGGCACAGAAGAUUGGAAAGUUAUUGCCAAUUUCCUUCCUAAUCGGACAGAUGUGCAGUGCCAGCAUCGGUGGCAAAAGGUACUAAAUCCAGAACUUAUCAAGGGCCCAUGGACGAAAGAAGAAGAUCAACGGGUGAUAGAGCUCGUGCAGAAAUACGGCCCCAAACGCUGGUCCGUCAUCGCCAAACACUUGAAAGGAAGGAUCGGGAAACAAUGCAGGGAGCGGUGGCACAACCAUCUGAACCCAGAAGUUAAAAAAACCUCCUGGACAGAAGAAGAAGAUAGGAUAAUUUACCAGGCACACAAGAGGCUGGGAAACAGAUGGGCAGAAAUUGCAAAGUUGCUGCCUGGACGAACUGAUAAUGCCAUCAAGAACCACUGGAAUUCUACAAUGCGUCGAAAGGUUGAACAGGAAGGUUAUCUUCAAGAGUCCUCCAAAGCCAGCCAAUCUUCAGUAGCUGCCAGUUUUCCGAAGAGUAACCAUUUAAUGGGCUAUACCCCCACGCCGCCUUCUGCGCAGCUGCCAACUGCCACCCAGACCACAGCUACCCGUGACUACUCCUAUUAUCAUAUUUCUGAGGCGCAAAAUGUCUCUGCUCAGAUCCCAUAUCCAGUAGCACUUCAUGUAAAUAUUGUUAAUGUUCCCCAGCCAGCUGCUGCAGCUAUUCAGAGACACUAUAAUGAUGAAGACCCUGAGAAAGAAAAGCGAAUAAAGGAAUUAGAGUUGCUACUAAUGUCGACUGAGAAUGAACUGAAAGGGCAGCGGGCAUCACCAACGCAGAACCACACAUCAGAUUACCCAGGGUGGCAAAGCACCACAGUUGUGGACAAUACCAGAAGUAGUGGUAACAGUGUACCCAUUUCCUCUUUGGGGGAGCGUCAUCAUUGCACUCCAUCUCCACCUGUGGACGAUGGCUGCUUGCCUGAAGAAAGUGCCUCCCCUGCAAGGUGCAUGAUCGUUCACCAGAGUAACUUCUUGGAUAAUGUUAAGAAUCUCUUAGAAUUUGCAGAAACGCUUCAGCUAAUAGAUUCCUUCUUGAACACCUCAUCCAGCCCAGAAAGUCUAGAUUUGGCCAAUCCUACUCUAACUUCCACUCCUUUUUGUACUCAUAAAGUCACGGUUACAACACCGCUUUACAGAGAUCAAGCAUUUAAGGCACAGAAGGAAAAUAACAUAACACCAGCUGUCAAAAGAUCAAUAUUGGAGAGUUCUCCCAGAACACCCACUCCAUUUAAAAAUGCACUUGCAGCUCAAGAAUUCAAAUAUGGACCCUUAAAGAUGCUGCCUCAAACUCCAAGUCAUCUUGUGGAUGAUCUGCAGGAUGUUAUCAAACAAGAGUCUGAUGAAUCUGGCAUCGUCUCAGGCCUACAUGAAAAUGGAUCCCCUUUGCUGAAGAAAAUCAAGCAGGAGGUGGGGUCUCCAACAGGUAAAGCUGGAAACUUCUUCUGCUCAAACCAUUGGGAAGGGGAAGGUCUGAACACACAGCUUUUCACGUAUACGUCAGCUGUGAAAGAUAUGCCGAAUCUACUUACCAGUUCUGGUUUAAAGAUGCCUCCAUCAGAAGAAGAGGAGAAUGCCCAUAAAUUAUUUGCAUUUCAUAGAAAUAGAUCAUCAGGUAGCCCACUUCAGCAUUUUAGCAGUGCGUGGGAUUCAGCAUCCUGUGGAAAGACAGAGGACCAACUGACCUUCUCCGAUCCAGGACGCAAAUACAUGAAUGCAUUCUCAACUCGAACUCUGGUCAUGUAAAUGGUCUUCCAGCCAGCAUUAUGUUUUCUUUUCAAAACACUUCCAGUUGAUUUAGGAUUUAC
This is a messenger RNA of Euleptes europaea (tarantolino), 2510 nucleotides long. It is a transcript of the gene MYB, whose product is annotated as MYB proto-oncogene, transcription factor. The record is from RefSeq and is a predicted model, not a curated record. The coding region runs from base 1 to 2448 and encodes 815 amino acids. Gene Ontology annotation, biological process: regulation of DNA-templated transcription. Lineage: Eukaryota; Metazoa; Chordata; Lepidosauria; Squamata; Sphaerodactylidae. The transcript is spliced from 18 exons. Gene Ontology annotation, cellular component: nucleus. Gene Ontology annotation, molecular function: DNA-binding transcription factor activity, RNA polymerase II-specific; RNA polymerase II cis-regulatory region sequence-specific DNA binding.